AUGCUAUCUUUUAGAACAAAGGGUUAUAAUGGGUAUGGUGUUAAGUACUCUCCAUUUUAUGAUAACAAAUUAGCCGUGGCGACAUCUUCAAAUUAUGGUCUUGUUGGUAAUGGGAGAUUAUACAUAUUAUCAAUUAAUCCAGAUGGGCAGAUAGUAAAUGAUGUCUUCUUUGAUACCCAAGAUGGUUUAUUUGAUCUUGCUUGGUCUGAAGUUCAUGAAAAUCAUGUUGCAACUGCCAAUGGUGAUGGUUCCAUAAAAAUAUUUGAUAUAGGUGUUAGUCAAUUCCCCAUACUUCAACUGAAGGAGCAUAGAAGAGAAGUGUUUUCAAUCAAUUGGAAUAUGAAUGAUAAAUCAACAUUUGUUAGUUCAAGUUGGGAUGGUACUAUAAAACUUUGGACUCCAAGUAGAAAACAAUCGUUAGCUACGUUCAAUGCAGUCAAACCUCAUGCUCAGAAUAAUUGUGUUUAUCAAACUGUAUUCUCACCACAUAAUCCAAGCAUGCUAGUUAGUGCUAAUGCAAACUCACAUAUUCAAGUAUGGGAUACAAGAUCACCAAACCCUAAUAUACUGGAUUUUAUAGGACAUGGAGGAGCAGAAACAUUAACUUGUGAUUGGAAUAAAUAUAGACCAACAGUGAUAGCUACAGCUGGUGUUGAUAAAAAUAUAAAGAUAUGGGAUUUACGUAUGAUUGAUGGUACAGCUGAUUUCCAAUCACCACAUCAAAAUAAGUUAGGACCAGCUCCAUUAAAUCAAUUGAUUGGACAUGAUUUUGCAAUUAGAAGAGUGGUAUGGAGUCCCCAUGAUGGUGGUGACUUAUUGAGUUGUAGUUAUGAUAUGACAAGUCGUGUAUGGAAAGAUCAAGCAGAUCCAAGGACAAGGGGAGUCUUAAACAAUAGAUUUCAAAAAAACUCUACAUCAAAAAUAUUCGGUAUGCAUAAGGAAUUCGUCAUUGGUGGUGAUUAUAGUUUAUGGGGUGAUCCAGGUUGGGUUGCAACAACUGGUUGGGAUGAAAUGGUGUAUAUAUAUGAUUCCAAAAGAUUAUGA
Messenger RNA from Hansenula ciferrii, 1044 nucleotides. RefSeq names its product Pex7p (gene PEX7). The coding region runs from base 1 to 1044 and encodes 347 amino acids. Gene Ontology annotation, cellular component: peroxisomal matrix; cytosol. Gene Ontology annotation, biological process: protein import into peroxisome matrix. The record is from RefSeq and is a predicted model, not a curated record. Gene Ontology annotation, molecular function: protein binding. The transcript has a single exon. NCBI's taxonomy places the organism in Eukaryota, Fungi, Ascomycota, Saccharomycetes, Phaffomycetales, Wickerhamomycetaceae.